Molecule: messenger RNA, 402 nt
Organism: Opisthocomus hoazin
Lineage: Eukaryota; Metazoa; Chordata; Aves; Opisthocomiformes; Opisthocomidae
Product: homeobox protein not2
Biological process (GO): regulation of transcription by RNA polymerase II; central nervous system development; neuron differentiation
Cellular component (GO): nucleus
Molecular function (GO): DNA-binding transcription factor activity, RNA polymerase II-specific; RNA polymerase II cis-regulatory region sequence-specific DNA binding
Source: RefSeq, a predicted model, not a curated record
AUGGCAACAUCCGUCAUUCAAGGCGAGACAAGCGGUCUGGAGUUGUCUCACUGUGUAGGGGCCAGCUCGCUGGGCCCCGCUGUGCCUUGGAGGUCCGGCGGGCCCUGCAAGAUGAAGAGGGUCCGCACGGUCUUCAAACCAGAGCAGCUGGAGCGGCUGGAGCAAGAGUUCCUCAAGCAGCAGUACAUGGUGGGCACGGAGCGAGUUGACCUGGCUGCAACUCUGCAUCUCACAGAGACUCAGGUGAAAGUCUGGUUCCAGAACCGGAGGAUCAAAUGGAGGAAGCAGAGCAUGGAGCAGAAGGCGGCAAAGCUGUCACAGUUUGGGGUGAUACAGCCUGCCACCGCGGACUCGACGGACAUCAAGGACCACGAGGAGGACACCGUGGACAUUGAGCUUUGA